AGGCUAGUUCAUUCCGUUAUUACUUUAGCAGGUUGCGACAUCAACAGCAGACGCUAGAAAUAGUAGGUACUUCUCCACCUGAUUUGCUCUGCUUCUGCGUCAUGUAACAUUGGCCAUCUCAGUCAGAAUCAUGUUUCUUGUUUCCAUAGCAUAGCAGUUUGUUACAAGGCUCCUUUCUACUUUAAGAACUCCAUGCCCCAACUGAAAAAACUAAGAUUUCUCCCAACCACCCUCAUGACACCGGAAUUUCUUUUCUGCUGUAUGUUUCUCUGACAGCAGUUGUUACCGUGAUGUUCUGCUUGGGGCCAGCCAGCCAAGAGUGCCCGCAAAGCAUCCCUGCUUCAGCUCCACUCCUGCAGAUUUUUCUACACCAGUCUUGGGAGUUGUCUGUGACUUCUUUUAGGUGUCAAGUCAUGGUCCUUGCUACUGGGAAACUGGUUGCUUGGGACUAGCUAGCUGCUGGUGGCCAGUGUGCUACUGAAGUGGAAGCAAAGAAACCAGUCUCUCCCUUCAUAUAACCUCCACGAGCUCGUGGAUGUUUGUUGCAGUCCAAAUCCUUGACAAAGCACAGCUAUGGCAUCUGACCGUGUCGAGGUUGACACAGCCCGCCCUUUCCGGUCCGUGAAGGAGGCGGUUGCGGUGUUCGGCGAGCGCAUCCUCGUCGGGGAGACCAACUCUAGAUACAGUAGCAAUUCUGUUGCCAUUGCCAAUUCUCAUGCCAAUGCCACCCCUAAUGCCAAGCUUGAAGAUAGUGGUACUAGCAGUGCCAUCACCCUUUCUCCAAAUGCGAUGGCAGAGGUAGAGGCAGAGCCAGAGUCAGAGGCAACAGCAGCUAUUGUGCCUAUGUACUCUGCGCCCUCCUCGCCGCCAUCGUUCGCAUCUCCGCGGUCGGGAUAUGAGGAUGAUGAUGACGAAGGUGAGUAUGAUCGCCAAGAUGAGGAAGCUGGGCUCGCGAUCAUGAGCUCCAUCAAGAAUCUGGAGGCGGAUGUGGCCGACACGAGACGGGAGGUGGUGCAGCUUAGGAAGAGGGGUACCGAGAUGGAGAUGGCCGUGGCCAGCCUCAACGCGCAGCUCCACCGAGGCCUCUCGAGGCUGGCCGAGAUUGAGGCGGACAAGGCGUCUGCAGCGGCACGGCGCAGCAUCGGGGGAGACACCGACGUGACGUCGGCAGCGAUGCUGCGGAGCGAGCGCUGGGCCGAGAAGUCUGGCAUGUACAGCAGCGAGUACCUGCCAUCGUUCAGCCACGCGCUGAGCCUCGGCGAGUUUGACGACGACGACAACCUACCCUGUGGCAGGAGGAGGAAGGCGCAGAAGGUGAAGCCAAUCGUCCCCCUCAUCGGUGACAUCCUCUUCUCCAAGAGUUUCUCCAGGAGGAAGAGCACCAAGGACAGUGGCGAUCUUUCCAGCGUGUGUUAGGGUGAUCACCGGCUGUGAUUUGUGCUCACUACACAGGAUGUGGCUGCUUGUGUGUGAUUUGGAUGGAGCCUGUUUUCGAUUUAUCUCCAUGGUUUGGUCCUUUCUUGUUUCUGUUCAUGUUUGCGUGAGCUGUAAAUGUAAGUACUGGUGAACAUUUGUAUUCAGACAGAUGUGUGACUGACUGACUGCAGUGCA
Lolium perenne is the source of this 1611-nucleotide messenger RNA. RefSeq lists its product as uncharacterized. Lineage: Eukaryota; Viridiplantae; Streptophyta; Magnoliopsida; Poales; Poaceae. The record is from RefSeq and is a predicted model, not a curated record.